CAAUUUUCACGUUGUCGAGUGUAGUGGAGCCGCAGCGGCGCCACCGACGGAGCGCGCCGCAUCACAUCACCUCCGGAGACCUGACACGCUGCGUCGGGGUCAAACUCGGCCGCGCCGCACACGCACGCGCUGCGAAAUACACCGAUAAAGGCAACAGCUUCGCGCGGCCACAAAACGAUGCCGACACCGUUGGGAGCCAGCAACCUCCCGCCGCCCCCGCCCCGGGUGAAGUCGCCGCCCCGCUCCAGCAGCACGGCCGCCGAGACGACGACCUCGGCCGAGAAGGCCGAGCCGAUGGAGGCCCCGCACACGCAGGGCGUCGCGCGAGCUAUAUCUGUACGCAAGGUCCAGUUCGACGACGCGUCGACGACGCGCGACUCCUGGCUGAGCCCCUUGGGCGACGACGACGGCGUCGACGACCUCGCCAAGGAGCUCGAGCGCCAGGCGACCAGGGCCGAGCGCCAGGCCGCGUCGGCCCAGGCCCAGACCGAUUCGUUAUCACCGGUACCCGUGAAGCGUUUAUUACCGCACCGCGGGACGCUGACGCCGCGCGAUUUGGAAAGUCGCGAGUCGAAGCGGCACGUCGCUGCAUUAAGAUUGCAGACGCUGCUGCACCACCGUAGAGCUGAAAAAGCCCGCGAGAAGACGGCGCAGCUCGAGCGAUUACGGCGGCGCGCGCGGUCGCCGCGGUCGCCGCCGCCGUCGCCGUACCGCGACGCGGAGGCCCUUCAAUUGGUUCAGAAGGCCGAGGCUGAAAGUGUCGAAGCGCGGCGCGCGCGCGUCGAGGCCGAGGCGGCGCGGGACCGGGCCCGGGCCGCCCAACGACAAGCGCAGGAUGAAGUAGAGGCUUUGUCCGAGCGCGUGGCCCAGCUCGAGCGGGCCCAGGCGGAGGCCCAUCAAAGGGCCCAGGCCGACGAAGCGUCCCGCACGGCGGCGCUCGAGGCGCGUCUCCAUGCUCUCGAGGACGCGGACGCGCGCGCGGCGUCGGCGUUGCGGGAGCGCGACGCGGCGCGGGCCGACGCGGAGCGGCGCGCGGCCGAGCAGUUAAGAAGAGAGGCGGACGCGGCCGUCGCGGUUGAAAGAGCGGAACGCGCACGAAGCGAGGCCCAGGCCCACGCCGACGCUAUGUCUUCUAGAAUAGACGGCCUCGCGCAAGCGCGCGAGGCCGCCGAGGCUCUAGCCAAGACGAAGGCCGAGGAGGCGGUCAUUGCGCAACGAUUGGAGCGGAACGCCGACGCUAGAGCAAAAGCAGCAACCAAGGAGGCGGAGGCCUGUCGAGAUGCGUUUGAUCGGGACCGGAAGCUCUGGGACGGGGUCCGACGGCGUUUACAUAAUCGCGUCGUGGAGCUGCAGGGCAACAUUAGGGUGUUUGUGCGCGUGCGGCCCGCGCUGACCGUCGGUUCCAAAGUGUCUUCUGAUGAAGCCGUGAGCUGCCCGCCCAGUCGAGCGAACAGCUCGGGGGACGAGGUCGAAGUGCCGGAGGACGUAGCCUUCGGCGGGCCGCCGAGAAAAGCGAGAACAUUUAGAUUUGCCUACGAUCGAGUAUUGGGUCCUCAGACAAAUCAAUUGGGCGUCUUUGAUGCGGUAAGGCCCUUCUGCCAGUCCGCAUUAGACGGCUACAAGGUUUGUAUCUUUGCCUACGGCCAGACUGGUUCCGGCAAGACGCACACGAUGCUCGGGCCGCCGGUUGGCGGGAAUGAGGACGACGCCGGUAUUUUACAACGGUCGCUGGGCUUAGUUUUUGACGGCGUCGCGCACCUCGAACAGACGCAGGACUGGAAAUUUGAAUUAAGCGUGGAGAUGCUCGAGAUUUACCUGGAUGGCGUCUAUGAUUUACUAGGUGAUUCCACAGAGAAGCUUACGGUACGAGAGACGCUAGAUGAGGACAUCGUGGUGGAGAACUUGACACGACGUAAAGUCGAGUGCGCGGAGGAUGCUGAUCAAAUACUCCGAGCGGCGUCACGCAAUAGGCACACGGCCGCCACGAACUCGAACAAGACGUCGUCGAGGUCGCACUGCUUGUUUGCUCUGCGUAUCACGGGCACGAACGGGAUUGAGACCCGAGAAGGCGUGUUGAAUCUUGUUGAUUUGGCUGGCUCAGAACGGUUACAUGUGAGUGGGUCGGGUGCCGAUCCACAACUACUAAGGGAGGCGAAGUUCAUCAACUCUUCCCUAUCUACGCUGGGGACGGUCGUCGGCGCUUUGGCGAAGAAGGACCGGAGCCACGUACCUUAUAGGGAUUCGCGGCUGACGUUCUUGUUGCGGCCGUCGUUGUGCGGCGACGCCAAAUGCCUGGCCAUCUUCAACCUCGCGCCGGAGCGGGCGCACCUCCGGGAGUCGCUCUCGACGCUGCGGUUCGGGCAGAAGGUGACGAAGUGCGCGCCUUCCCAAAAGUGCGCGAAGUGCGGGCACCAGCUCAAGUAGGCGUCUGCAUGACUGAAGAUUAAGACAUUACUCUCUG
This is a messenger RNA of Pelagomonas calceolata, 2461 nucleotides long. The record is from the annotation of a GenBank genome assembly. Lineage: Eukaryota; Pelagophyceae; Pelagomonadales; Pelagomonadaceae.